Hyaloperonospora brassicae is the source of this 1467-nucleotide messenger RNA. Lineage: Eukaryota; Oomycota; Peronosporomycetes; Peronosporales; Peronosporaceae. The record is from the annotation of a GenBank genome assembly.
AUGGGCGACGGCGACGACGACGACAACGUCACCACCGCGUGCCUCGUCACGGACGCGUUCGAGACGACGUCCACUGAGCUCCUCGUCCCCCUCCCGCCCCCCGUCAGCCAGCGCUCCGUUCUCCACACGACACUGGGCGUAGCGUCCUCCGCUGCGACUCUGGUGCUCGUGCCGUGCGUCAACGCGGCCGCACACGCCACGUCGGCCGCACUGUCGGCGCCAGUCCAGUGGACACGUCACGCUCGUGUCACAAUUGCACAGUCGUGGACGGGCGCUUGCCACGCGGACAAGAACGACGAGGCGCGCGAUGGCGACGAGUCACACCUAAGUGCGACGUUGAGCAGGACACGUGGCGGGGAACGCGAGGCGCACAGAGACAGAGCAGUAGACGGCGCUCGAGACGAGCGCAGCGGACGGACGCAGUCGCUGCUCUAUGUGCCCGUGCGACUGCUCUACCGCAGCGUCUCAACUGCAGUAGCGAUUCCGACCCAAGUGGCGGUCUACAGCGGGCGAAAGAUCGCCGGCGCUGUGUCGGCGUCGCACGCGCUGGCGACGUCGGCCGUACUGGCGUCUACGGGUGCUGCCUCGAGGACGGGACGGCACGUGGCGAUGGGCAUGAAACACGGCGCCGUGUCGACUGUGUCGUACACGGCGUCGACACUGGUGGACGCGGUGGGCGCGUCGGUGCGGACGGUUGGCCACGUGGUACCUCCGUCCGUGUCGCACGCCCUGUGGCAGGGCAUGGACGUCACUGGCAACGCGUCGGUGAACGCGCUGUCGUAUGCGAUUGCCGUACCGGCGUACCGUAUGGUGCAGGCGCUUGUGCCUGCAGUGGACCAGUUGUUGUCCGAGGAGGAUGCGGUGAAGGAAACACGGACCGCCGUCAAGGCGUUGGUGCAAGUGCUGGGACCGCAGAAUGCAUACUACUGCCUGAAAUGGAUCUACGAGACAGUCAACAGCGAAGCAGCGCACGACAGCUUGUUGCUGUGCUAUGACGUGCUGCACGAGUCGCUGGAUGGCGAAAACUAUCAUCGCGCUGCAGCAUCCGUGAGCACUGCUACUGGUAUCACGAGCGUCGUGCACGUGCUGAAGGAGGCGUACAACGUGGUGCCAUCGUUGGACGAGAUACUGGAUGCAGUGGUGCUCGUGGCGGACGUAUCGGACGAGGUGGUGGACGGCGUGGCUCAUGUUGCACCCAAGCAAAGCAGUCUGAACGCGCCAAGCGAGAGCGAUGAAGCGACACGUACUCGUCAGUGGGAAUAUGUGGACAACGUGGACGAUCGGUGCGAGGAACAUCGUCCCGCAGAGCGCACGGACGCAGUGGUUGAAAGCGCUCUGUUGUCACAGGACGAGUCAAACUCGCUGGCCGAGUCGGGUCUUUCGCUGUUGACGCGACUGUGCGACAGUGAAGAAGCGUCGUCACUAUUUAACACGUUUGGCGACUUCUUGGACGUGCUGGUGGACUGA